CCGGCAGCCCCGGCGGCAGCCGCAGGCCGUGGCGGCUGCUGCGGCCGGCGCAGCAGCGGCCGCCGCAGUGCAGGUUUCGGCUGGCCGCGCGCGACGGCGACGGCGACGGCGGCGGCGGCGGCGGCGCCGUCGAGCUGUGGGCCGAGAGCGAGGCGGCUCAGCGCGAGUGGGUGCGGCGGCUCAGCGCGCUGCGCCACUACUGGGCGCAGCGCGCGGCGGCCGACUCGCUGCUGCGCAGCCGGCUGAGCAUGCUGAGCUACGCGCAGCAGGGCCGGCGCGGCCGCGAGGAGCCGCCGGACUCCGACGGCCUGGCGAGCGUGGCCGCGCGUGGGCUCUGGCACGCGUGCGCGCUGCUCGGCUGCCGCGCGGUCAUCAUGGCCGGCAUGCUGUACCGCAAGCGGCACCGCCACCAGGGCAUGCGCCGCGUGUUCUGCGUGCUGGCGCGCGGCCGCCUGGUCGAGUUCGACUACCCGCACGCGGGCCGCCUGGCCAGCAGCGCCCCGGAGCACCUGCGCGCCGGCUGCCUUUCCGUGCUGAGCAGCCCUUCGGCCAACGCCGGCAGCGCGCGGCUGCUGUUUGCACGCUCGCGCACGCUGGCCUUGCGGCGCUGCUACGUCGUCAGCCGGCGCGCCGACGACCUGACCACCGACGACAUCAUGUGCGAGCCCUGGGUGAUGACCGACAUCGGCAACUACAGCGGCCUGCGGCUGGCCGACCGCCUGUACGCCGAUGGCACCGUGUCGCACGACCUCAUUGACGACUGCAUCUUCACGGUCUGGCGCCCCAAGGCCGCGCUGCCGCCCCCAUGCUACCGCGUGGAUGCCAGUGAGCGCGAGAUGGUGCCGGCGAGCCCGAGGUCGUCGGGCGACAUGCAGAGGCCGGACGUCGACGGCUACGCGUCGUCCGAGUCGUCUGCUGGGAGGCGCGGCACCGUGGACGACGUGCGCGUUGGCCUGGAGGGCAGGCAUUCGCCCAGGCGAAUGGCCGUGGGGUCCGGCGUAAAGAAAAGGCUGGGCGUGUUCAAGGCGAGAUCGAAUGCUGAGAUGGAGCUGUGGGUUACAGCCAUCAAUCAGGAGAUCCGCCGCAUGAUCGAGAGCGACGAAUGGUAACCGCGAAGCGCAAAAAGCGUAAAGUGACAACGAUACCGCCUUUUUUCUUUUUCUUUUUCUUUUUCUUUUUCUUUCUUUUUCUAUUGCAAUCGCUUUUGGCAUCGCUUCUUUUCGGUGCUCUCGUCAG
Messenger RNA from Kickxella alabastrina, 1236 nucleotides. RefSeq lists its product as uncharacterized. The transcript has a single exon. The coding region runs from base 249 to 1109 and encodes 286 amino acids. Lineage: Eukaryota; Fungi; Kickxellomycota; Kickxellomycetes; Kickxellales; Kickxellaceae. The record is from RefSeq and is a predicted model, not a curated record. Gene Ontology annotation, biological process: ascospore-type prospore membrane formation; protein localization to prospore membrane. Gene Ontology annotation, cellular component: prospore membrane.